CUAAGCUGGAGCCAGCUUGAGUCUGUUUCUCUUCUUCUCUCGGCUGGCCGCGCCGCUGUCCCUGUCCAUCCAACGCCCCUCCGCUUUCUGCGGUCUAUGUAGGGCUGGUCCAGAAGGACUGCCGCUAGCGGUUGUAUUCGUCGGAACAUCGCUGAGUCCUCCGACGCGCUCCUGGCGCUGCUCUGAGAACUGGAUAUGCUGGGCCUAGCACCCCUCCGCUCUGCGCCUCUUCCUAUCCGCGCCUCCGCCACCGCCUGCGGCCGAAAUACCUCGCAGCAGCUCGCCAAUGGCUGCCAACUCUCUCUUCUCGCGCCAGAGGCGGCCGAAGGUGACACGGCGCUGCCGGAGAACAUGCACAAGUGGAGGAUGGUCAUCGCCUACGAUGGAACAAAGUUCAAAGCUAUUGCUCCUCAUCCAGGAGUGGCCCAUUUCUCUAAAUGGUCGUGCAAAGCAAUCAAGGGGUUUGAUAAAGAUGAGAAAGGGGCUGAAUUCUUUGAUUAUCCUGGACGCCUGGCAAAUCUGGAAGCAUCACAAUGUUGGCAGUAUCAACCAUCAAUUCCAACAAUACAAUAUUUUCUAGAGGAUGCGCUGAUAUGCAUCACUAAGCUGGAUCGGAAGAAACUAUGCUUAGUCGGUGCAGGCAGGACUGAUACAGGUGUUCAUGCAUGGGGUCAGGUGGCACAUUUUACUACACCCUUCAGUUACAGUUGCCUCAGUAGUAUUCAUUCUGCAAUGAAUGGACUCCUUCCUCCUGAGAUUCGAGUCAGGGAAAUUAGUGCAGCACGUCCUGAAUUCCAUGCUCGCUCAUCCACAAAGAGCAAAGUCUAUCGCUACAAGAUCUAUAAUGAAGCAAUCAUGGAUCCCUUUCAUAAUCACUAUGCUUAUCAUAGUGCUUAUAAACUUAAUCCCCAUGCCAUGCAGGAGGCUGCAAAUUAUUUUGUUGGAAUCCAUGACUUCACGUCUUUUGCUAAUGCUGCACAUAAUGACGGUGAGCGCAGGCCCACAAAGAAGAUAACACGUUUUGAUGUUACUGAAAUGGGUGCUGUCUUACAGCUCGAGGUUGAAGGCACCGGUUUUCUGUACAGACAAGUGAGGAACAUGGUUGCUUUGCUGCUUCAAGUCGGAAAGGAAGCACUUCCUCCUGAUAUCGUUCCAGCGAUCAUUGCGGCCAGGGACCGCAAAGAACUGGCGAAGGUGGCCUUGUCAGCACCACCACAUGGAUUGUAUCUCAUGUCGGUUAACUAUGACGAGGAAAUCCUGAAGCCUCCUGAAGGUUCCCCUCCAAUUUCGUUUGGCAGAACUCAUCAUCUUAGUAAGUGCAAACUUACGUUGUAUUAAUUUGUUACAGAUGAAUUGUCUUCCAGAAAUGUAUCAUCUUUUAGUUUCCGUUGCCUCCUAGGAUUUUCUUGGUUCAGAACUGUCAACCGUGGGCUCUCAUGGCCUGCUAGUUUCUGCUAACGGACCAAAGUACUCUUUUGUACUGUCUGAGGUAAUUGUUUAUUCGGCUGGACAGGCUCCGUUUUACUGAA
Molecule: messenger RNA, 1529 nt
Organism: Zea mays
Lineage: Eukaryota; Viridiplantae; Streptophyta; Magnoliopsida; Poales; Poaceae
Product: pseudouridylate synthase
Exons: 7
Coding region: 196-1338 (380 amino acids)
Biological process (GO): tRNA pseudouridine synthesis
Molecular function (GO): RNA binding; pseudouridine synthase activity
Source: RefSeq, a predicted model, not a curated record